This is a messenger RNA of Ilex paraguariensis (yerba mate), 744 nucleotides long. The record is from the annotation of a GenBank genome assembly. NCBI's taxonomy places the organism in Eukaryota, Viridiplantae, Streptophyta, Magnoliopsida, Aquifoliales, Aquifoliaceae.
AUGGUCACGCAAAUACUACUACUUCUCUUGAGUUUCCAAAUUUCUUCGUUAGUUUUCCUUUACCCUCCCUCCCUCUCUCAUACUUUCUAUUGCUUCUCAAACGAGAAAGGGCAACUUAUUAUUUCAAAAGUUGAUCCAAAAGAUUCAACUGAUUUUCUUUUUGAUAUGAAACGAAUACGAGAUGGUAGUGAUGAUAAUUCACAAUUUAAGCGGCCAUUUGGUUCCUCCCAUAGAGAAUCCUAUGGGCAACCACUCCCUGGAGGAGGCAGUGGCAUCGGCAUCGGCAUAGGCGUCAGCGUCAAUGGUGGUGGAGCAGGAGGAGGAGGUACUGGUGGUGGCAGUACACAAAGGCUCACAACCAAUGAUGCACUAACAUAUUUGAAGGAAGUUAAGGACAUGUUUCACGAUCAGAGGGAGAAGUAUGAUAUGUUCCUUGAUGUAAUGAAAGAUUUUAAGGCGCAGAGGAUAGACACUACUAGAGUCAUAGCAAGGGUGAAAGAAUUAUUUAAAGGGCACAAUAAUCUUAUUUAUGGUUUUAAUACCUUCUUGCCAAAGGGUUAUGAAAUCACCCUGACUGAUGAUGAAGAAGCUCCUCCAAAGAGAAUUGAGUUUGAAGAGGCUAUAAGUUUUGUAAACAAGAUUAAGAAACGUUUCCAAAAUGAUGAUCAUGUGUACAAAUCAUUCCUCGACAUCCUGAACAUGUACCGAAAGGAGCACAAGGGCAUCACUGAAGUUGACAAAGAG